This is a messenger RNA of Patella vulgata (common limpet), 2168 nucleotides long. Its product is annotated as zinc-regulated GTPase metalloprotein activator 1. The record is from RefSeq and is a predicted model, not a curated record. The transcript is spliced from 15 exons. The coding region runs from base 64 to 1146 and encodes 360 amino acids. NCBI's taxonomy places the organism in Eukaryota, Metazoa, Mollusca, Gastropoda, Patellidae. Gene Ontology annotation, cellular component: cytoplasm.
GAAUAAUUCGAGCAAGUAUGUACUAGAUGUAAUUGAUCUUGAGGGAACAUAUUUUUAAAGACAAUGGGCGAUUUAUCUGAUGAUGAAGACGUACCUGAUCUCGUAGAAGUUGAUGUGAAGAAAGUACCUAUUACAAUUAUAACAGGAUAUUUGGGCGCUGGUAAAACAACAUUAUUAAAUUAUGUUUUAACAGAACAGCAUGGUAAAAAGAUAGCUGUUAUACUUAAUGAAUUUGGUGAAGGUGAUUCUAUAGAAAAAUCCAUGUCAAUUGGAGAAAAGGGUGAACUAUUUGAAGAAUGGCUAGAAUUGAGAAAUGGGUGUUUGUGUUGUUCAGUAAAAGAUAAUGGUGUAAAAGCUAUAGAAGAUUUAAUGACCAAAAGAGGAAAAUUUGACUACAUUUUAUUAGAAACAACAGGAUUGGCUGAUCCAGGUCCAAUAGCCAGUAUGUUUUGGUUAGACGAAGAACUGUGUAGUGAUAUAUAUCUGGAUGGUGUUAUUACAGUGGUAGAUUCUAAAUACUGUCAAAAGAACCUCGAUGAAAAGAAACCAGAUGGAAGUCUUAUAGAAGCAGCUAGACAAAUAGGUUUAGCUGACGUAAUUAUAGUUAAUAAAACAGAUUUAAUACAAGAGCAGGAACUCAAAUCUUUAAGAGAAAAUAUUAGAACUUGUAAUGGUUUUGCUAAAAUGAUAGAAACUACCAGAGCUAGAACAAAUAUAGAUGAUAUUUUAGAUCUACAGGCCUACAGUGGUUUAGGUUCAGAUAAGUUAGAGAAAUUAUUUAAAGAUAGAGGUUUUAAUGAAGAAGUAAAACAUCAAAUUGAUCAGACCAUUAGGACAGUCACAAUAGAUACAGAAGGCUCCAUGUGUAAAAAACAAUUUGAAAAUUUUCUACAAAAUUUAUUAUGGGAGAAGAAUAUUAAAAAUUGCAAGGAUCAAGUGACAGAGAUACUUCGUCUUAAGGGAAUAUUGUCCUUUGACAGUGAAGAUCAAUGUUUUGUCAUUCAAGCCGUCCACCAAACUUACGAUUUUCAAGCUACAACAACGGCACAUGGUGAUAGAAACCAAAUAAACAGAUUUGUAUUUAUAGGAAGAAAUUUAGAUAAAGUAAUUUUACAAGAAAAUCUACAAAACUGCUUGGUGAAAUGAAAGCCUGUGAAAAACUGAUUUAUUUAUUUAUUGAAGAUAGCUACAUACAGGAAGAAGCUUUUUGAAUGAGUUGAAAGACAACAUUCAUUUUGUAAGAAAAACUCCUACUGCUUUGGUGUUAAUACAACUCAGGGUCACUUUAGCAUUGAUGUGAUAGGAGCUUUAGUAAAUGCAUUAGAUCUCCAAAUUCAUACACCUGCAUCUGAAACUAGAAUUCUCAUCGUGCCAAGUACCAGAAUUUUUGACCCAAGAUACCUAGCUUUUGCUUACUCUAAAUCUUGAAUUUCCAAAGCAGUUCAUCAAGGAACUGUGGAUUCAGGGGUCGUAAUUUAAAUUACAUGAGCCAUGCCCACUAAUUUAUGUCAGCAUAUGGCAUUUUAGGACGAUAAUGAAAACAGUCCAAUGACUUGACAUGGCCAGGUAAUAUGGGAUUCACAUAAUAAAAGGGAAAACUCAACAGAAAAAGAAAUCUAGUACUUCUGUACAGGUGUUUUUGGAUGUGAUUCAUGCAAAUAUAAACAGAGAUAAUUAAAGAUACAUUAGAUAAAGAGCUGGCAGUUUUCACUAUAAUAAUGAAAAACCAGAUAAUGUAAAGGGGAUAUGCUGAAAAUUUCAGUCCAUCAGUUCAAUUGCUUCACUCUUAAGCCAAGAAAAACUUUUAUUUUAAAAUCACUGUCACAAUAAUUAACAGUCUCGAUUAUUCAUUUUUGCACUUUAAUCAUCAUUGAGUGUUGAACAGCAGAUCGGAUUCAAAUCCAAUGAAAAUCGGACACAUGAGAUGGCAUCAAGAGUUGAUUAUGGUCUUUUCAUGUUAAUAAAUGUCUAAUAGUCUAUAUAACAUUUCAGGCCUAAAGAAAGACCUGCAAUAGGCAUAUUUAGCUCCUGCAUAAUAUGUUUAAGCAACUUUUGAUAGGGAUCUUUGUUAAUAGUUUAAAACAUCUCUCUAAGAUUUAAAAUAAAUAUGUCAUCAUUUAAUUUUUUUAUAUGUUUAUUAUUAAUCAAUACAUAAAACUAUAUAAAUG